Talaromyces stipitatus ATCC 10500 is the source of this 1341-nucleotide messenger RNA. Its product is annotated as aminomethyl transferase, putative. Gene Ontology annotation, cellular component: mitochondrial matrix. The transcript is spliced from 2 exons. The coding region runs from base 1 to 1341 and encodes 446 amino acids. NCBI's taxonomy places the organism in Eukaryota, Fungi, Ascomycota, Eurotiomycetes, Eurotiales, Trichocomaceae. The record is from RefSeq and is a predicted model, not a curated record. Gene Ontology annotation, molecular function: protein binding.
AUGGCCUCUCGCGCCUCCAAAAAGUUUGUCUGCACCAGCUCCAAACUGCAUCAACAUGAACAACAACAUGACAAAUCCGGACGACCCCCAAUCCCACCAACGUCAGGAUAUGCGGGACUCACCAAUCGCGCUUUAAUCGCCAUCACAGGUGUUGAUAGCACCUCUUUCCUACAAGGAAUGAUUACACAGAAUAUGCUUAUGGGGAAAGAGCCUGUUCGCGCUCCUCGUCGAACGGGGAGUUAUAGUGCAUUUCUGAAUUCGCAGGGUCGAGUGUUGCAUGAUGUUUUCAUUUAUCCGAUCACAAAGGGCAAUCUCGGACAUAGUAAUGAAUCGCCCGAUGAAGCAGCGUGGUUGAUUGAAGUUGAUAAAGCUGAAGUCAGCAAUUUAAUGAAGCAUCUCAAAAAACACAAAUUGCGCGCUAAACUGACACUUCGCGCCCUCGAGGAUGGGGAACAAUCGAUCUGGGCAGCGUGGAAUAAUGAGAGUACAGAGCCUCGAUGGGCGGCUUAUAAUCUCGAAUCUGAUUUCCCAUCGCAACUUGCGGAUAAUUCGCCUGUCGUUGGUUGUAUCGAUACCCGUGCACCGGGGUUUGGGACGAGAUACAUAACCCCAGGCCCGGACGAUCUUCAAAUUCAUUUACCGGCCGAGACGAAAUUACAAGGGUUACAAGUGGAUUUGGAGACUUAUAAAUUGCGGCGGUAUUUGUAUGGUGUUGCCGAGGGUCAGGGAGAGAUUAUCCGCGAAUCUUCGUUGCCUAUGGAAUGUAAUAUGGAUGUGGCACGGGGUAUUGAUUUUCGGAAGGGCUGCUAUGUAGGACAGGAACUUACGAUUCGAACUCAUCAUACCGGUGUUGUGCGGAAACGUAUAUUACCUGUACAGUUAUAUGGCGUUGAUGAAGAUACCACGACCUCAUCAUCGUCAUCAGCACCUAUAUACGAUCUCGAGACACAAACUACCCAACCUCCCACCGGCGCAAACAUCUCUCGAGUCGGCACUAGAAAAGGUCGUAGCGCGGGCAAAUUCAUCAGUGGCGUCGGAAACGUCGGUCUCGCUCUCUGUCGUCUCGAGAUGAUGACCGAUAUCUCGCUUACGGGCGAAAGCAGCCAGUAUAACCCCUCUCAAGAAUUCCAGGUUUCUUGGGACGCGGGCUCGGCUGCUGGACUUGUGAGUCAACAAGGCGCAGUCAAGAUCAAAGCUAUAGUUCCAUCGUGGCUAAGGGAGUAUAUUGUCGCAAGUACCAUGCGAAAUGUAUCUUCUGCUAGGGCCCGUGAGGGUGAUGAGGGGCUUAGAGCGAGGGAUUUGGUUGAGCGGCUUGGUGAGGAGGAAGCUGAAGAGAAAUAA